UCUCACUUCCCUACGAUGUUUUGAACUGCCUUCCUACAGACGUCAUACAGCCCUUGAGGAAUAGUUUCUGCCUGGUGAGACUGAAUGAUAGUUCUCAUUCACAAAGGCUUGGAGUCAGAUUCUAAGCAGGGGACACAACGGAAAUUACGUUCACAGGUACAGCAGCGAGCCCAGCUCAACUGUGGAGAGCUUUGUACCCUCCAUGACUUAUUGGCUCCCCCCGGAGAGGAGUGUUUUCCUGUGGUCGCCCUGAAAUGGAACUUCACUGACAGCUCUGUGGUGUUACUGUACCUCGCGGUCAUUUUCGUUUCCUUUCUCUCUACCUGAGCACUUUUAGAGUGUCAGAAAGCUUUAAACCUUUUAUUGCGGAAUUGUAAAAAGGAUGCGAUCAAGGGGCUCUUUCACUGUGUUGGUUACCCUUGUGACCAGAUGAAGAAUAGAUUCAAAAUCCAGUUCCUCCCUUGGCAAUGCAAAACAGAAAACAAACUGUCACUUAAGAACAGCCCGGUGCUGGCGUAAAUUCAGUAUGAAAGAGGAAAGAGCUCCUAUGUCUUAGAAGCCUCCCUCUGUUCUGGACUGGGGGCAGGAGUUGGACUCCGGGAAAUUUGGAUUUCUUCAAACAACCUCCUUUGGAAAUGGAGUAUACUUCAAGCCAUCUUUGUCAAAACACAGCUGAAAUGUAUUAAUCAGAAUACUUGAAGAUUUUUUCUUUCUUUUUUUUUCCUCCAAAAUGAGCAUUAUUAUGAAGCCAAGAUCCCGGUCUACAAGUUCCCUGAGGACUUCGGAGGGAGUGUGCUUCGAUGUGGACAAUGGCACAUCUUCUGGACGGAGUCCCUUGGAUCCCAUGACCAGCCCGGGAUCUGGGCUAAUUCUCCAAGCAAACUUUGUCCACAGUCAACGCCGGGAGUCCUUUCUGUAUCGAUCCGACAGCGAUUAUGACCUCUCACCAAAGUCUAUGUCCCGGAACUCCUCCAUUGCCAGUGACAUACAUGGAGAUGACCUGAUUGUGACUCCCUUUGCACAGGUCUUGGCCAGCCUGCGAACUGUACGGAACAACUUUGCUGCAUUGACUAAUUUGCAAGACCGAGCACCCAGCAAAAGAUCACCCAUGUGCAACCAACCAUCCAUCAACAAAGCCACCCUAACAGAGGAGGCCUACCAGAAACUGGCCAGCGAGACCCUGGAGGAGCUGGACUGGUGUCUGGACCAGCUAGAGACCCUGCAGACCAGGCACUCCGUCAGUGAGAUGGCCUCCAACAAGUUUAAAAGGAUGCUUAAUCGAGAGCUCACCCAUCUCUCUGAAAUGAGUCGGUCUGGAAAUCAAGUGUCAGAGUAUAUAUCAAACACAUUCUUAGAUAAGCAACAUGAAGUGGAAAUUCCUUCUCCAACUCAGAAGGAAAAGGAGAAAAAGAAAAGGCCAAUGUCUCAGAUCAGUGGGGUCAAGAAAUUGAUGCACAGCUCCAGUUUGACUAAUUCAAGCAUCCCAAGGUUUGGGGUCAAAACUGAACAAGAAGACAUCCUUGCCAAGGAACUAGAAGAUGUGAACAAAUGGGGUCUUCACGUUUUCAGAAUAGCAGAGUUGUCUGGGAACCGGCCAUUGACUGUUAUCAUGCACACCAUUUUUCAGGAACGGGAUUUAUUAAAAACAUUUAAAAUUCCAGUGGACACUUUAAUUACAUACCUAAUGACCCUGGAAGAUCAUUACCAUGCUGAUGUGGCCUACCACAAUAAUAUUCACGCUGCAGACGUCGUCCAGUCAACACACGUGCUGUUAUCUACACCUGCUUUGGAGGCUGUGUUUACAGAUUUAGAGAUUCUUGCAGCAAUUUUUGCCAGUGCAAUACAUGAUGUAGAUCAUCCUGGUGUGUCCAAUCAGUUUCUGAUCAAUACAAACUCUGAACUUGCCUUGAUGUACAAUGAUUCCUCUGUCCUGGAGAACCAUCAUUUGGCCGUGGGCUUUAAGUUGCUUCAGGAAGAAAACUGUGACAUUUUCCAGAAUUUGACCAAAAAGCAAAGACAGUCAUUAAGGAAGAUGGUCAUUGAUAUUGUACUUGCAACAGACAUGUCAAAGCACAUGAAUCUACUGGCUGAUUUGAAAACUAUGGUUGAAACUAAGAAAGUGACAAGUUCUGGAGUUCUUCUUCUUGAUAAUUAUUCUGAUAGGAUUCAGGUCCUUCAGAACAUGGUGCAUUGUGCCGACCUGAGCAACCCAACCAAGCCUCUCCAGCUAUACCGCCAGUGGACGGACCGCAUCAUGGAGGAGUUCUUCCGCCAAGGGGACCGAGAGAGGGAGCGGGGCAUGGAGAUAAGCCCCAUGUGUGACAAGCACAAUGCCUCUGUGGAAAAAUCACAGGUGGGCUUCAUAGACUACAUUGUUCAUCCUCUCUGGGAGACGUGGGCAGACCUGGUCCAUCCUGACGCCCAGGACAUUUUGGACACUUUGGAGGACAAUCGUGAGUGGUACCAGAGCACGAUUCCGCAGAGCCCCUCCCCGGCACCGGAUGACCAGGAGGAGGGCCGGCAGGGUCAAACCGAGAAGUUCCAGUUUGAACUGACUUUAGAGGAGGACGGCGAGUCAGACACCGAAAAGGACAGUGGGAGUCAAGUGGAAGAAGACACUAGCUGCAGUGACUCCAAGACGCUCUGCACUCAAGACUCGGAGUCCACCGAAAUCCCCCUGGACGAGCAGGCGGAGGAGGAAGCCGUGGGAGAGGAGGAGAGGCAGCCCGAGGCCUGUGCCAUCGGAGAUCACUCGCCCGACACGUAACAGGGCAGAGACUUCCAUGCCUUUUGUUUGUGUUGUUUGUUUUUUUAUGUAGAAACAUUGUUUCCAAAGUGCAUGUCACAUGCCACAACUACGGUCACACCUCACUGUCAUCUGCCAGGACGUUUGCGGAGCAAAACUGACCUUGACGACUCAGUCUAGCGCUCAGGAAUAUCGUCACCAGUUUUUUUCACCUCCAUGUCAUCAGAACGAGGGGGACAUCUUCACGAACGGCAGUGUCCGAAGAUUGCAGCUCGGUCGAGCUGAAGAAGCAGAGAAAAUCAACUCCAAAGUGUUUUCUAGGGAGUGUGGCUCAUGAGGCAGCCCAAAAGUUGAGAUGAUUUGGGGGGGGGGGUCUUUUCCUUUUGAUUUGUUUGCAAUAUUUUCAGCAGAAAGAAGGCAUUACAUGGACGGAGCGAAGCAACAGAUGGGUCAGGAACAGGACACAUUGUGAAGCUGUUACCAGGAAGAAGAUGAGCCACAGAAAUUGCAUAAUUUUCUAAUUUCAAGUCUUCCUGAUACCUGACUGAAUAGUGUGGUUCAGUGAGCUGCACUGACCUCUACAUUUUGUAUGAUAUGUAAAACAGAUUUUUUGUAGAGCUUACUUUUAUUAUUAAAUGUACUGAGGUAUUAUAUUUAAAAAACUACGUUCAGAACUUCAUCUGCCACUGGUUAUUUUUUUUCUAAGGAGUAACUUGCAAGUUUUCAGUACAAAUCUGUGCUACACUGGAUAAACCUAAUUUACAAAUUUUACUUGCACCUUAGACUUCAUAGCAAUUAACUGAUUUGUAGUGACCCGUUGUUUUAUAUACCAAUGACUUCCAUAUUUUAAAAACAAAAAUUGACUUUACGUUGCAGGAAACCCUUUUUGUAGGUCUUCGUUUACUGGCUUUUCGUU
Lipotes vexillifer (Yangtze River dolphin) is the source of this 3662-nucleotide messenger RNA. RefSeq names its product phosphodiesterase 4D (gene PDE4D). The transcript is spliced from 15 exons. Gene Ontology annotation, molecular function: 3',5'-cyclic-nucleotide phosphodiesterase activity. Bases 731 to 2767 code for a protein of 678 amino acids. Gene Ontology annotation, biological process: signal transduction. The record is from RefSeq and is a predicted model, not a curated record. Lineage: Eukaryota; Metazoa; Chordata; Mammalia; Artiodactyla; Lipotidae.